Messenger RNA from Nicotiana tabacum (common tobacco), 630 nucleotides. NCBI's taxonomy places the organism in Eukaryota, Viridiplantae, Streptophyta, Magnoliopsida, Solanales, Solanaceae. The record is from RefSeq and is a predicted model, not a curated record.
AUGAGGAAGUUUGUUGAGACUUGGGUUAAUGACAUUGUACCAAUGGCUAGGAUGAUAAUGGAAGAGAAUAAAGCCCUCUCUAAGAGGUGUACGGUUAUGUGGAAUGCAAAACAUGGGUUUGAGGUUAAUGAAGAUGUUUACAGAUUUAUUGUUGAUUUUAGGACCAUGACAUAUACUUGUAGAUCAUGGAUGUUGAGGGACAUUCUAUGUCAACAUACACUAUGUGCAUUAUAUGAUAGAGAAAUUGACCCAGAUGAUUAUGUUUCCCACUGGUAUAGGAAGGAAACUUUCCUUAAAACUUACCAGCAUUUCAUUCAACCAAUUCCCAAUAUGAAGAUGUGGCAAGAAUCAACAAAUCCAUGUAUAGAGCCUCCUGAAUCUAAACCUAUGCCAGGUAGACCAAAGAGAUGUAGGAGAAAAGCCAAGGAUGAGCCAAGGAAAAAGCAUGGUAAACUAUCAAAGAAAGGGAUAAAGAUGACUUGUUCAAAUUGCCAACAAACAUGCCACAACAAAUCUGGAUGUAGGAACAUGGUGGUUUUGGCUCAGGACGCACCUGCCGCUUCUCAGGCCAGGGGAGGUACUCUUACCCCCAAUGCCUGUACUCCAGACCAGAUAGUACGUGGACUUUAG